CAACACACGGAAGAGCUGCGUAGGGUUGUGGACCAAGCCUCCCUUCCACGCCAUUGCCUCCUUGCUUUGCUUUUCCCGUUUCCAUCGGAACGGGGCCCUUCCAAAAUCCCAUUCUUUAAACCGCCAAAACACAAACACAAACACAAACACCACACAACAACAACACAACCAAAUCCCAUUUAUAUAAACAUUCCCCCCACUCUCUUUUCACAUUCCCUUCCUCUAUUUCUUCUUCCAUCUUUUCACCAUGAUUCUUCUAACAACCUCUCCAUUCCACUUUUGAACAUUAUCGCCAGAGCUUGAGCUUUCUGUUUUUGUUCACUUAUUUUUCAGCUCUUGACAAACGGGAUCAUGUGGAGGAAAUGCUGUUCUUCUGCCACUAGUUUAUUCACUCGCAGAUUGUUGGUUAAUGGGGUUUCUGGGUCUUCUUCUCCGGUUUAUUAUGGUACUCUAGGGCUUUCUGCUGGAGUUUCCUUCAAUCCAUCGCCGCCUCUACGGUCCUCCAGUUGGUUUUGUACCGGAGUUGCUUUGUUUUCGUCGUCUGUGGAUUCAGGGAAUUUUACUGGAGUUCGUCGCGAUGUGGAUAAAAGUGAGAGUGGUGGUGGCCCUGGUAUCGGGUCUGUGAAGGAAGAAUCUGGUAAUGGAAUUGGGGAAGAGGAGAUUUCGUUUGGGGAAGCGAAAAGGUUGAUGAGAUUGGUUAAUGUUGAGGCGUUGAAGAUGAAAUUGGGGACCGAUGGGAAGGAGGCGAUUGGAUAUUUGGAGCUUCUAGAAGCUUGUAAAAGCAUGGGUGUUGCUAGGUCUGAGGAUGAAGCUGCUACUUUUGCUCGAGUUCUUGAUGAAGCUGGUGUGGUUCUUCUCUUUCGCGAUAAGGUCUAUCUUCAUCCUGACAAGGUGGUGGAUCUUGUCAGACGAGCCAUUCCCAUUGCUUUGAUGCCGGAAGACGAUCCAACGAGGAGCGAGCUAAAGCAGCUGCAAGAAAAGAAGGAAGAAAUCGACGUAUUAGCACAUAAGCAGGUGCGCCGAAUACUAUGGACUGGGCUAGGCUUAGCUGUUUUACAAGUUGGACUCUUCUUCAGGCUAACAUUCUGGGAAUUUUCAUGGGAUGUAAUGGAACCAAUAGCAUUUUUCACCACAACAACCGGAUUAGUUAUAGGCUAUGCCUAUUUCCUGUUCACUUCAAGAGAUCCCACUUACCAAGAUCUAUUGAAGAGGCUUUUCCUCUCAAGGCAAAGGAAGCUAUUCAAGAAACAUUCUUUUGAUGUUUGCAGAUUCAAGGAGUUGCAGAAAAAAUGUAAGUCGCCUCUCGAUGCUACGGCAAAUAUUAAAAAUCGGGUGGGCGUAGAUCUCGAGCUUGAGGAUUGUUUGAGUAGAGAUUAACUACUACUACUAUCAUAUACCCUUUCCUUUAUUAGAACAGGCAAGGGGUUAACUAUUAUUAACAUCCCUAAUCUUUUAAUUUCUUUCUUUAUAUGGGGGCUGUCAUCCAAUUUUGGAGUUUAGAGGUAUAAACUAGUAAAGAAUAUGGCCAUUGUUCAAACAAAUAUGAAAUGGAUUACACUGAAAUAACCAUUGCAUUCCCAAA
Molecule: messenger RNA, 1582 nt
Organism: Cucumis melo (muskmelon)
Lineage: Eukaryota; Viridiplantae; Streptophyta; Magnoliopsida; Cucurbitales; Cucurbitaceae
Product: calcium uniporter protein 6, mitochondrial-like
Exons: 2
Coding region: 352-1377 (341 amino acids)
Biological process (GO): mitochondrial calcium ion homeostasis; calcium import into the mitochondrion
Cellular component (GO): mitochondrial inner membrane; uniplex complex
Molecular function (GO): calcium channel activity; uniporter activity
Source: RefSeq, a predicted model, not a curated record